GCUCCAACCAGCCGGCCCGUGCCCCAGACCUGCCCUGGUGAGUUCUCGUCCCUGGAUUGGCCGCCAGAGAUUCAUCUACUCCCUGGGCCUGCGCGAUGCAGGACGAGAGAAGAGGAGGGUGGGCAAGAUGGCGGCUACUGCGGCUGGUGUGGGCCGGCUAGAGGAGGAGGCGUUGCGGCGAAAGGAACGGCUGAAAGCCCUUCGGGAAAAAACCGGACGAAAGGACAAGGAAGACGGGGAGCCCAAGACCAAGCAGCUCAGAGAAGGGGAGGAGGAAGGCGAGAAGCACAGGGAACUCAGGCUGCGGAACUAUGUCCCCGAGGAUGAGGACCUGAAGAGGAGGAGGGUGCCCCAGGCCAAGCCAGUCGCGGUGGAAGAGAAGGUGAAGGAGCAGCUGGAGGCCGCCAAGCCUGAGCCCAUCAUCGAGGAAGUGGACCUGGCCAACCUCGCGCCCCGGAAGCCUGACUGGGACCUCAAGAGAGACGUAGCCAAGAAGCUGGAGAAGCUAGAAAAGCGGACCCAGAGGGCCAUCGCCGAGUUGAUCCGUGAGAGGCUGAAAGGCCAGGAGGACAGCUUGGCCUCUGCAGUGGAUGCUACCACCGAGCAAGAGGCCUGCGACUCCGACUGAGGCACGCCGUAUCCCAGGCCUGGCCUGUGGGCGGGUAGCCUUGGGUAGGGGCGGGGGCUGGGCUUGCUGUUACCGCCAGUUUGGCUCCAGAGCCACAUUGCCUCAUCAGUCCGAAACCCUUGCCAUGGGGUGAGGUCAGCUCCUUGUUUCCUAAGUGGUCCCCAGCAGACUGAGAGGGGCAGAGCCAGUAGCAACCGUGUGGGCUUGCUGUGUGUACAUACGUAUGUAUUUGGAACUUUCUUUUAUCUCUGGAAAUAGAAGCAAGCAGACCCACGUGCGUGGCAGAAACCUAUUAAAUAUUUUCUCGGUCCUUGGGGCGCUGUGGGUUUGGGCCCCAAGGAGUAAGCCCUGUGUGGGGCCAGGCAUGUCGAGGCUGGAGGGGUGCAGAAGGCCCAGGCCCGACCUUUUGAGGCCAGGUCCUGGUCCAGUCAGGCGGUCAUGUCAAAACCUGUGGGUGACAGAGUCUGAGAGGCUUUUCUAAGCCCUCCCGUGGGCCCGGACCUUGCAGGAGUGUCUGGUCAGCCUGGAGAGGCUCCCAGCCUGGUCCUCUGUAGAUCCCCUCACAGUGUGAGAGAGAGAAGGGAGAGGCUGGGCGUGAGGAGCGGGUGAGCUGUGCCCUGACAAGCCUCCAUUCCGGGCCACUCCAGAUCCAAGACUUCUGGCGCUGUUGUGUCUCAUUCUCACAACCCCCAGUGGCCCCCCGUCCCUACGUCCGAGUCAGAGCUAGACCGUGGCUUCCCUGGGACAGGGCCCCUGCAUUGGGGAGGGUGGCUCCUUAGGAUAUUAUAGCCUGGGUUUGGGGUGUGGUCUUGGGCCCUGGGUCCCCAAGGUCCUGGCGUUAGGACCAUGAGCCUCCUCUGUGGGGCUGACUCUCCAGAGUGACUGACUGGCCACAGUUCUGACUCCCAGGUCCCUGUGGCCAACUAGAAUUUCAUCUCCAAAGUGAUAACACGCUUGAGUUGCCUUCAGGGUCUCCCCUUGAGUCUCCCACCUCCACCCUGUGUCAUCCCAGUGCGCCCUUCCCUCUGUGCUGAGUUGGAGGAACACAUUGGCCUGACUCUGGCGGACGGUGCCGAGGACCCGGGCCGGAGGGCUGGAGCGGGUGUGUGCGACAGCAAAUGCUUUCAGCUGGAAGUACGCAGCUACCCUGAGAAGGUGACUGGUGCAGGAAGGGAGCAGGCAUGACUGAGGGCCAAAGCGGUAGAUGGCUGGCUGAGCAGCGGUCAGGCCCAGGACUCUGGUUCCCACGCGAGCAGGGGUCACACAUGCCCACGGGCGGCAAGGCCGGAGCCAGACUCCCUCUGCAUCGUGGCGUCUGGGACUGGCCUUCCCUUCCUGGGAAUAAAGGACAAGAAGGUGCCCCCUGCCCUGGGACUGCCGUAGGAAGCAGGGUGCUUGUCCAUGGCAGUGCAGGCCUCAGACACCCGGCAAGGUUCCCACUCCGCACCGGCGCUGGGACUAGCUUGAGGCUGGCCCCACAGAACGGGAGCCCCGAGAGCUGAGGAAAGGUUUGCUUCCUGCGUUGACAGCUCCGUGUGCCAACAGAAAACCGCCGUGCAGGGAGAGAGCAAAACCAACAGCAUCACUCAUGAUGGGCACGCGAACAAAAGUUACAAAAUAUAUGAGGAGAUCCGUGCCUUGAAGAAGGGCUCCCACCCCACCAGGUGGAAGAAUUGAUACCCAAGGAAACUGAAACUGUGACAUCCUACCAGGCUUAAAAUGAGCCUUUGUUUUCUCACUAGAGAAGUAAAAGAGGCAUUGAGCCCCAUAACUCAGGAACGGGGAUUAGGUAUGAGGAAGACCUGGUUAGUAAUCUUGGAAACAAAGAAUGUUUAUUAAAAUAAGCAACACGCACACACAGAACAUAAGCAGCUCCCUUGAGGAGCUAAAUACUAACAGUCAAAGAAGGGAUUGAUCAAUUGGAAGUUAAAGCUGACGCCCCAAAAGACGGCAGAGAGAGAAGGUAGGUCGCAAAGCUGACAGACUGCCAGGUGUCCUUGAGCAGAUGGGAGAUCAGGAAAAGAAAACUGGAGAAAGAAGGAAUGGCUGACCACUUCUGUCUCUGGUAUCAUGGGGCCACAGCAGCCUGAACUGAUCCUCCCUUGGCAAAUAGCUAAAAAUACUAGGUAAAUAAAUAGUUACAACAAAUACUCACUGACCAGGCAAGAAAGUAAGGAACACUCAAGCAGAAGGUAGGAGAAGCAGCAGAAUGCUGAAGCCCGACCUUUGACUUGAAGGUAUUUGACAAACGAGGUGAAACUGAGCAUUGGUUUUUGGGGUCCUCAGUGCCUGGGACUAAGAUAACCCAGUACCUGUGCAUGAUGAGGGGCCUGGUACGAGAGCCCUCCAGAAGGCUGGAGCUGCGAAGGUCAGGGCCCUCUGUGAACUAAUAAUAGAUCUGCUCCCUUGGCAUCACAGAGAAAAACUGAACCUUGCCAUUGACUGGAGUGAAGGAAGGUCUCCCUUGAGGACUGAGCCGGCCCCCACGUGGGUUUGCACAUGAGAAACCUCAAGCCUGGGCGCCUGGGUGGCUCAGUUGGUUAAGCGACUGCCUUCGGCUCAGGUCAUGAUCCUGGAGUCCCGGG
Molecule: messenger RNA, 3213 nt
Organism: Neomonachus schauinslandi (Hawaiian monk seal)
Lineage: Eukaryota; Metazoa; Chordata; Mammalia; Carnivora; Phocidae
Gene: CCDC12
Product: coiled-coil domain containing 12
Exons: 8
Coding region: 128-628 (166 amino acids)
Cellular component (GO): U2-type spliceosomal complex; post-mRNA release spliceosomal complex
Source: RefSeq, a predicted model, not a curated record